AACGAAUGGAGAAUGGCGGAAGAAAUGGUAAAGGAAAGAAAUUUGACUUUGGUAAAGAGGAGGAAGACCAUGAUGACUCUGAAAAUUGCUACCAGAGCAUAGACGAUUUAUUGAAAGAGCACAUUUUAAAGAGUGAAACAAAGAAUGGCCGCAAGGGUUCCUCUCCUAAUUACAAGAGACCUCGAUAUGAAAGUGACUCCUACACCACUCCACAGAAGGAUCAAUUUGUAAGAAAAGGAUUAUUUAGUGAUGAUAGC
Linum tenue is the source of this 257-nucleotide messenger RNA. The record is from the annotation of a GenBank genome assembly. NCBI's taxonomy places the organism in Eukaryota, Viridiplantae, Streptophyta, Magnoliopsida, Malpighiales, Linaceae.